AAAUUAAAAUAGAAAGAAGCACACCAAUAAGCUAGAGAUUUCAAUGCAGUCAUCAAGUGUCAGCGACGUGACAAUGUUGAAAAAGUUAGUGAGGGAACGGCUUAUUGAGGCCGCCGACGAAAUCUUCGGACUGUUUGAAAGAACGAUUGCGUCGUACGAGGAGCAGCUUUGCCGUGCGAGAGAGGAGACCGAGCGUCAAAGACAACAACGAAAGGCUGUUUGCGAGACUAAUAUUGUGCUAUGUGCCGAAGAUGUCCAGGUGCUGGCUGCUCAUCAGGAAGAACUCCCCGUUCAGUUGCAACACAGUAGCUCCAAUUCGGAGGAGGAGGAGUCUCUACAGCACUCGCUUGUUAAAGAGGAAGAGCCACAGCCCCAUCAUGUUGUGGAAGAAGAGAAGCAUCAACAGCCCCUCCAUGUUAAGAAGGAAGAGGAGCCAGGUGAUGUCGGCAACUUGCCAAUGAUUCGAUUCUCUACGCAGGGUAAAGACAAUGAAAAUGGACCUUCUCCUGAGUUGCUACAGCUUCAUCCUCACAGUCCAAGUGGUGACCACUCAGGAGGACCACCACCUGGUGACCGCUUAGCUCCAUUGCCAGAUAUUGACGAGACUAAAGAACUCUGUAGAAGCGACGUAACCUCUGCAGGUCACUGGAAGAGAACUUCACAAAUGCGUCCAAAACGUUUCACCUGCUCCGUUUGUGGAAAAACAUUCUCUCAAAAGGCACGCUUUACAGCCCACAGAAGAACACAUGAGCAAGAAAGACGCUUUAGUUGCUCAAUGUGCCAUAAAACAUUCAUUCAAAAGGCAAGCUUGGUAUCACAUAUGAGAAUGCACACUGGAGAAAAGCCCUUCAGUUGUCCAGUUUGCGGAAAAACAUUCACUCGAAAAGACUGCAUGGAAACGCACGUGAGAAUACACACGGGAGAAAAACCUUUUGCUUGCUCAUUUUGUGGUAGGGCAUUCACUCUUAAGCAAAACAUGUUCAGGCACAUGAGAAUGCACACGGGAUAAAAUGAAACCCUUUAGUUGCUCAACUUGUUAUAAAAAACAGGAGACACCCGUUGUUGCUCAUUGUUAAGCAAAUGCUAUCCUCGAGAGAGUCGGUCACAGCAACCCAGAAAUCUUAUGGUCGACAUGAUCAAGGCACUCAAUUGUCGUUCAUGAUAGAGGUAGCGGGGAGAAGCCAUCAUUGAGGAAACUGGAAUCCUACAACAAUACGCAUGCCCCAAGCUACUGCUCUGCAAAGAUUGGGCCAAAAAUGUUUGAUUUACACAAAUCAAAAUUUCCCAUUGAAAUGCUAAUUGUGUUCCAAUAAACUAGCACUAGUUGUGCUACUUUAAAAGUGCCCGGUCUAGUGGUUGACAUCAGGAGUUGGAUUCACCAACAAUAAAAUUACAUUAUAAACUCCACAUGGUAACUUUUUUGCCUCCGUCAAAGCUUUAUGAGAACAGGUAACGGACACAGAUAACGUUUGUAGCAAAACACUGAGGACAUGAUUUUUCUCAGUUUGGCAUUUGUACAUCGGACUUUCAUAUUUCAACUCGCAUUCUAAUGGCAUGUGUGUCAUUUGUUUGAAGGGUUACAAUUACAUAGGCACACCUCCAAUCUGGACUCCAUUGAGCAAGGCAACAGGUGACAAAGGGGAAUUAAAUGCAAAGAAAAAAAUGA
This is a messenger RNA of Hippocampus zosterae (dwarf seahorse), 1666 nucleotides long. RefSeq names its product zinc finger protein 777-like. Bases 44 to 1009 code for a protein of 321 amino acids. The transcript is spliced from 2 exons. The record is from RefSeq and is a predicted model, not a curated record. Gene Ontology annotation, cellular component: nucleus. Lineage: Eukaryota; Metazoa; Chordata; Actinopteri; Syngnathiformes; Syngnathidae.